AUGCAACUGUACACAAUCUUUGUCGUAAUUGCUGUAGUAGCAGCGAUCCCUCGGACGAGCUCGCACGAGCACGGAGGAAGAAAUCAACGAAGAAGACAUGAUGAUUCUUCUGACUCUUCCAAAUUUUACGGACCCCCUAUGGGUGGUCCACCAUUCGGUGGACCAGGCUUUGGAAAUGGAGGAUAUCAACCGAACGGCAAUGGUAGACCUCGGCCGAGCUUUGGGAACAAUCACUUUGGAGGACCAGGCUCUAACAUGGAAGGACCGUUCGGAGGACCUGGUGGCAGACCUCCACAUGGAGGGAAUGGAGGACCUGGAGGCAGACCUCCUCACGGAGGUAAUGGAGGAAACGGUGGAUGGGAUCCAUCCAUCGGAAAUGGAGGACUCGGUAGCAGACCUCCGCACGGAGGGAAUGGAGGACCCGGAGGCAGACCACCGCACGGAAUGGAUGGUGGAAACGAUGGAUGGAAUCCGUCCGGUGGAAAUGGAGGACCCGGAGGCAGACCUCCUUUCGGAGGGAACGGAAGACCUGGUGGCAGACCACCGCACGGAGGGACUGGAGGAAAUGGUGGAUGGAAUCCGCCCGGUGGAAAUGGAGGACUCGGAGGCAGACCUCCUUUCGGAGGGAACGGAAGACCUGGUGGCAGACCACCGCACGGAGGGACUGGAGGAAAUGGUGGAUGGAAUCCGCCCGGUGGAAAUGGAGGAAACGGUGGCAGACCUCCUUACGGAAUGCAUGGAGGAAACAACGGAUGGAAUCGCUAUUAA
This is a messenger RNA of Cooperia oncophora, 768 nucleotides long. The record is from the annotation of a GenBank genome assembly. NCBI's taxonomy places the organism in Eukaryota, Metazoa, Nematoda, Chromadorea, Rhabditida, Trichostrongylidae.